Carica papaya (papaya) is the source of this 2678-nucleotide messenger RNA. RefSeq names its product mediator of RNA polymerase II transcription subunit. Gene Ontology annotation, cellular component: mediator complex. Lineage: Eukaryota; Viridiplantae; Streptophyta; Magnoliopsida; Brassicales; Caricaceae. The record is from RefSeq and is a predicted model, not a curated record. Gene Ontology annotation, biological process: regulation of transcription by RNA polymerase II. Gene Ontology annotation, molecular function: transcription coactivator activity.
AUCGUAGACCUGCAACGACAUCGUUUCACUGCAAAGUAAAGAACCCGAUUAUUUGAAAGAGCACGAAAUGCGCACAGUGGAAGGAAGCCCCCUCAGAGUGAGAGCUUCUUGACGUAUCGCAUGCAGGGGGAUGGGAAUCUGGUGGGCUCGUCGACAUCUAUAAUAACGAAAAGAAAGAUAGCUAACCUACGUUGUGAUCUUCAAACGGAAUCUUAACCAUACGACCUAAGUUGGAUGCACAAGAUCGAUGAAGAAUUGAAAUACCGGAAAAGAGUUUGGAGAUGUAUCUGAAUUCGUUGCAGCAGUUUUGUUUAACUGGAAGGGAGGGAAAGGUUAUUCGGCGUUGAAUCGGUGUGAAUAACAUUAGAUGCUCGAGGUUGAAGAGGCCAAAUUCUAGGGUUUAAAGUGGAGAGCUCGAAAGAGAGGAGGUUGUUUUUCCCCGAGGGUUUCAGGUUUACAAAGAAAGACGGACUCAGACGUUGAGCUUAGAGAAGGCAAAAAAACUGAGGGCUGAAAUCAUAGGAAAGAGGAGAGAGAGCUGAAAUUGAGAAGAAAAUUCGAGAAGCAGCUGCAAUUUAAAGGAGAGACUGUUCUGACGGAGAAAGCCGAUUGAGGGAAGAGGUUUCUGAGUACUGUUCAUUCGCGAAUAUCAGCAGCAGCGUUCUUCAUGAACUUGGAGGGUCGCACUCUCACCAUUGGUACCUUGAGAAGAAGAUGUGUUUGUGUGACAAUAACUCUCCUAAUCAUUUCUUCUUGUGGUGCUCGGAGGGGAGAAGAUUGGAGGGCACUAUUUAUUUUGUUGAAAAGUCAUCAUUUUCUUCAUUUUGGAGAGAGGAUCUGGGGGCUUUUAAUAGGCUGAUCCGUCCUUGUAAUAUUCUUGCUUGUGUGCUCAGUAUGUAUUGAGUUAUCGGAGUGAUUGUGACACUUUCAAAGAACUGUAAUUAUUGGGUGUGACAUUCCUUUUCCAAUUCAGAUUUGCAGGCGACCAAACAGGGAUUAUAGCACCACAAGCAUAAUCCCUUUCUCUCUUCAAGGUCUCAAGAAAGAUUUCAUAGUUGCUAGAGUUCCUAAUUUCCAGUGACAACGCUUGGAGGCCUAUAAUGCAGCAAGUGCAACAGUUACAUCAGCAACAACUGCUGCCACCUCAGACGGCAGCCAUGGUGAAUUCUCAACAGGCUCCUGGAGGAUCUUCAUUGGAGGCACCACCCAAGCAGGUGGCACUGGCAAUGGAACGGCUGGGACAAGCAGCUAGGCACAUUGCAGACAUCCGGCUCGGUGCUGAUCGACUUCUUGAGGCUCUGUUUGUUACAGCUCAGCCUCACCAUAGCACCAAGCCGCACAACGUCUUCCUCAAAGAAGAUGCCUCCAUGCGCCAGCACCUCCAGGACCUCCGCACCAUUGGAAGGCAGCUAGAGGAAUCAGGGGUGCUAAAUGAGUCUCUUCGUUCACGAAGUAAUUCAUGGGGUCUGCACAUGCCACUGGUGUGUCCAGAUGGUGCAGUUGUUGCCUAUGCAUGGAAGAGGCAACUUGCUGGGCAGGCUGGUGCUUCUGCUGUGGACAGGACUAGGCUGGCUCUCAAGGCCUUCACAGAUCAGAAAAGGCGAUUUUUUCCUCACCUUGAUGAUAGAUUGACUGGUCAAAAUAAUGAUUUGGUGUCAAAAAAACAUUGUGGUUUGCAAGUGCUACCAGAAAAUAACCAAGAUGAGCUUACUGAUUGCAAAACGUUAUCAUACAUCCUUGCACACUUGGAGAAAGAGGUGUCAAAUCUGAAGGUUUCAACUUAUGAGCGCCUGGAUUGGUUGAAAAGAGCUUCUAUGCUGCCUGGUUCAGUGGAUGAGACUCCUAUGGAAACACCAAAACAUAGUUUUCACAGUCCAAUGAAACUAAGACUAGGAUCACAAAAUGCAGUUGCUGCAGAUAAGAUUGCUGUAAUUGAGUUGGUUUUUCCUUCUGUAUUUAGAGCUGUAAUCUCAUUACAUCCAGCUGGUUCUAUUGACCCAGAUGCAGUAUCUUUCUUUUCCCCAGAUGAGGGAGGGAGCUAUAUACAUGCAAGGGGAUUUUCAGUUUACCAUGUAUUUAAGCAUAUUACUGAGCAUGCUGCUAUGGCCUUGCAAUAUUUCCUUGGCGCCAGGACUGAAACAGCUCUCAGUUCCCUUUUGCGCUGGAUCUGCAGCUAUCAAAGUCUUUUUAAUAAACCUUGCAGCAAGUGUGGUCGGCUACUAGCAAUGGACAGAAAAUCCGCCUUGCUUUUGCCCCCCGUCUAUCGUCAUUACCGCGACUUUUCUAUGUCAAAAACCUCACCAGGCCAACCCUUUUCUUCUGCUGAGGAUCAGAGUUUGGAGGCACCUGGAGCUUAUCAUGUUGGUUGCUUUUCAGAAGAAACAUAGCUGCAUCCAUUAGCCAUGCUAUUAAUAUGUCCUCAAUGCUCUUCAGGUAGGUGAGAAAAUUGAAAGUUUAGAAGAAAUAGAAUUCUUAGAGCCGUAACCUUGGGAUGUUUCUCUAUCUUCUUUUUUUUUUUUUUUCUGAAAGAAAAAUCUUUGGCUAGUUGUAAAUCGCUCGCUAGAUUGCUGUCAUGUAAAAUAAUUGUUUUCUUUUGCAAAUUGAAUUUUAAUAUUUGUGUUUGAAUAUUUUCUUCAAAAGAAGAAGUAGAUGUUAAAGAUAAUGGAAACAUGUACUCA